This is a messenger RNA of Aspergillus lentulus, 1635 nucleotides long. Its product is annotated as putative carboxylesterase. The record is from RefSeq and is a predicted model, not a curated record. Lineage: Eukaryota; Fungi; Ascomycota; Eurotiomycetes; Eurotiales; Aspergillaceae.
AUGGAAACCAUUCGAUCUCCGUAUCUGAAGUCUCUCGCCCACCGAGGCUAUGUCCAAGGUGUUACCAUUACGUCGAAAGCUACAAACACUCCCCUUUGUCGCUUCUUUGGUGGCAUUCGCUACGGCUUAGCUCCUUCUCGGCGAUGGCGUAGAGCCCAGAGACUGCCUUCGGAUUACGCCUAUGGCACCCGGGAUCAGCCCGGUCAGUGUGACAGGCUUUCAGGCGUCUGUCCACAACCUCCGUUUAUGAACGUUUCCUUUAGAGAUGAGUGGACCGAGGAUUGCUUCCAGUGUAAUGUGUGGGUUCCUGUAGCCGAACCUCCCAAGAAAGGAUGGCCUGUUUUCGUCUUUAUUCACGGCGGCUUUCUCCAGUUUGGUACGCCAAACACCUUCUCGGCGGCAGCUUUUCUGGGUGAGACGGACUUCAAUGCCGUCAUAGUCAUGCCUGCAUAUCGUCUAGGGGUCUUUGGUUUCCUUUCUUCUUCCGAGAUUGGACAAGACGCUGGCUCUGUAGGAGAGACUGUGGGAAACCAUGGCUUCUGGGAUCAGCGUCUAGCGCUAGAGUGGACCACAGAUAACAUCGCUCUCUUUGGGGGCAACCCGUUGCAGGUCACCAUAUCUGGUUAUUCGGCUGGAGCCUACUCGGUAUUCUAUCAGCUGGCCUACGAUCUAGAACUCCCUCCAGAACAAUCUGUUGUAAAACAAGCUUGCAUCUGGUCCAACUCGCCCGGCGUCCAGCCCAAAAACGAAGCAGCAGCGCAGCUCCAAUUCAACCAGCUUCUCUCCGCCCUCAAGAUCCCCGCGUCCCUGGCCUGGACAGAGAAACUGUCCCGUCUCCGCUCUAUCCCAGCAAGGACCCUGCUCGACGCAGCAACCAGCAUCGAGCUGCACCAGUUCCGCCCAACAAGCGACAGCACCUUCAUAGACCCAUCUCUCUUCAAGUCCUUGGACAACGGCACCUUCGCCCGCAAGCUCGCAGCCCGAAACAUCCGAGUCAUGCUCGGCGAAUGCCGCGACGAACAAUCCCUCUACGCAACAUGGCACCCACCACAGAGCAACACCCUGCAAUCCCUCCACCGCCGUCUCCUAGCCGACUACCCCCGUCACAUCGCCGACGCCCUAAUCAAAAUCUACUGUCCACACGGUCAACUACCCCCCGGCUGCGAGAACUGGCACACCGACGCCUUCGGCCUGAUCUACGCCGACAUGCAGGUCCACAAGACGCAGCGCGGGCUCAUCCACGCCCUCGCCGCCGGCAACGCAGGCCAUCUCCUCUACCGCUACCGCAUCGAGAAGCGGCUGCGGUGCGCGGACCGGACGAUCCCGCCCUCGUGGGGUGUCACGCACGCAACAGACCAAUACCUCUGGUUCUGGGGCAACGGGGAGGCGCUGCAAGCGGACGAGAAGCCCAUGGUGCGGGAGGCGUUCAUCGACCCGCUCACCAGGUUUGUCCGGGGCGAUGCGGAUGCGGAUAUCGGCUGGGGAACGGGGGAUUACCGGCAGUUGAGGACUCUCAGGCCCGAUGGGUCGGUCCAGAUCUGCGAGGACUGUCUGUGGGACGAGGCCAUGCGGGUCUGGAGGGCGUUGCGAGAAGUGGGGGAGCCCGACGGCGGCGCUACGUCUGCGAAACUCUGA